Molecule: messenger RNA, 315 nt
Organism: Haemonchus placei
Lineage: Eukaryota; Metazoa; Nematoda; Chromadorea; Rhabditida; Trichostrongylidae
Source: the annotation of a GenBank genome assembly
UAGAGUAUACCUCCCACGGACCUUUUUGACCGCACCUAUUCCUUCCUCCCUGGAGAACUCAUUCCUUCUCCCCCACAUUUUCCUACAAAUCCUUUUCUGCAGAAUAAACAGAAAAGAUCAGAGAUCAUGUAUCGGCAAGUUUACCUAGCGAUGCCAAGAAGAUUGAUGGCGAACUUCGGGAAGAAACGGUUCAUUACGACAUCAUCAAUUAAGGCAAGUCCCUGGUUGCAUUUUUUCGGCUCUUUUUUCUCUACUCUUGUCAUUCAGCCGUGUUUGUUAGUUAAAAAAUCGUUCAGAAAUCAUAAAUGGCGUUAA